GUAGUCUGCCUGCUGCGAAAGGCACAGGUGCGGUGCUGUUUCGUGGGCGAGGCGGCGCUGAUCUACUACGGCGCUCAUCGUAUUAUGACAGACUGGAUACUUUGUAUCGAUGAUGACCAGUUCGACACUGCGGUUGCUUUGCUUGAACUGGAGUCCAAGAUUGUGCACCCAUUUCGACACUCUGCCAUGAAGCCUAACGGCACCAUCGAUCACCGCUUUCCGCGAUACAAGUUCACGGGCGCCCGAUGCUUCUUCCACGUCGUCCCGUCUUGGGUUUAUCGCGUUUCCUGCGACGACGAUUCAAUCGAGUUCAGCAGGAAAGGUCUGCCAUUUCCAAAGCUACAGGUCUUUGCGCAGUCCCUGCUAGAAACCAUGAAUCGCGUCGACCUUCAAGACCUCAUUGACGGCAUGAAUCUGACAUACGAAUGGGGCUUGGAGAAUCUGGUCCUCGAAGGAACCUCGGACACCACGUGGGCGGCACGUAGA
Molecule: messenger RNA, 486 nt
Organism: Zymoseptoria tritici IPO323
Lineage: Eukaryota; Fungi; Ascomycota; Dothideomycetes; Mycosphaerellales; Mycosphaerellaceae
Exons: 2
Source: RefSeq, a predicted model, not a curated record